AUGUGUCCCGCCGACGCAGGAACAGCUACACUCGCACCCGAUCUCGUCAUCGAUCUCAUCGUUAUGCGGAAAAAUCCCCGGACGGUCCAAUUUACCAUCGAUCAGAUGUGCAAUUCGAGGUUAUCAAGACUUCAAUCGGCUGGCAAUUACUCUCGACAAAAUGUCACGUCGAGAAGUUUGAGGAUUGCCAUUCCGUCCACUACCAUGAGCAUCGACACUUCGCAGAACCAAUUACAGAUCACUCAAAUUGCAGAACUUGUAGAUGGCUACCUGCAGAGGAUAUUGUAUUCUACAAUGUCAGGGUGA
Molecule: messenger RNA, 306 nt
Organism: Fusarium poae
Lineage: Eukaryota; Fungi; Ascomycota; Sordariomycetes; Hypocreales; Nectriaceae
Exons: 1
Coding region: 1-306 (101 amino acids)
Source: RefSeq, a predicted model, not a curated record